AUGUCAGACUCUCAAAUUUAUUCAGCAACAUAUUCAAAUGUCCCCGCAUUUGAGUUUGUCACUCUGGAAGGACCAAUAAUGAGACGCAAAAAGGACUCUUGGAUAAAUGCCACACAUAUUUUGAAGAUUGCUAAGUUUCCAAAGGCUAAACGGACAAGGAUUUUGGAAAAAGACGUUCAAACUGGGAUUCACGAAAAGGUUCAAGGUGGGUACGGAAAGUAUCAGGGGACCUAUGUUCCCCUAGAUUUAGGAGCAGCAAUUGCCAGAAACUUUGGUGUUUAUGACGUUUUAAAACCCAUCUUUGAGUUUCAAUAUAUUGAAGGACAAACAGAAGUGCCCCCACCUGCUCCAAAACACAAUCAUGCAUCCGCUUUGAAUGUAGCCAAACGACAAGCACUGUUAUUGAAAAAGCAAAAGGAAAAGCAAGUGCAGCCAACUUUGUCAGAUACUAGUUUUGGCAGCAGCACUUCUGUGCCACCUACCACGGUGCCGAAAAAGAGAGGUAGACCAAAACGUGCCACAUUGAGUGCAACUCCUUCCUUACAACGUUCAGACACAACUCCAAUAAAUAAAAGUUUAAUUGACUUUAAUGCAAAUGAUCAUAGUGCCAAGAGCUCAUUUAUUGGUGUGGUACCUUCAUUUGCAAGAAACGAUACAGAGCAAGAUGCGUUACAGAUAAUGACCAACAAUAUGAAUCUUCGACAGGAAGACCUAGCAUCUGUAGAAACAGACGAUGACGAGGAAUAUCAUAAUGGUAGUAGAGGUGAUGGCCUCCAAAACGAUUCAUUUACAACAAAAAGGAGAAAGUACCCUGGCGGAAUGACUAAUGGAAAUGGAUUAGAGUCGCAGGCAGAUCUUUUAACGUCAAAGGAAUUAUUUGGAGUUUCAAGAACAUCUUUUGAAAAACGGGCAAAUCAACAACAUAACCACUACCUGCCGUUGCAGCCGUAUCAUCAACCAAGCAUAUCUUUAUCUCAGGAAAAUCAAAUAUAUUCAGACUACUUUCAAAGCCUAUUGUCAUAUUUCCUAGAUGACAAUAAUAAAAUACGAUCGCCGAUACCAGAUUCAUUACUUAGUCCUCCACUACCCUUGUCUAAAAUCCAUAUAUAUCAAACAAUUGACAGUGACGGGAAUACGAUUUUCCACUGGGCAUGCUCUAUGGGGAAUUUAAACAUGGUUGAGUUUUUGUUGAAAACAUUUACCCACUCCUUAAAUCCAGAUGUGAGAAAUAACAAUGGCGAAACACCUUUAAUGUUUAUGGUUAAAUUCAACAAUUCUUUCCAAUUAAGAAACUUCCCACUAAUUCUAGACUUAUUGAAGGAAUCAGUAUUAUUGGUGGACUCCAAUGGCAAAACCGUUUUGCAUCAUAUAGUGGACACGGAUAGCAAGCACAAACGGGAAAAAUUUGCUCAGUACUACUUAGAAUCAUUAUUGGAAAAGAUUGUCGAUGAGCGACAGGAACAGGGGGAUUCCAAUGGACACGCAAUGGAAGAUGACUUAACAAAGGAUGAGCUUGUCACCAAAUUUAUAAACCACCAAGAUUCAGAUGGUAACACUGCCUUUCAUAUUGCUGCCCACAACUUGAACAAAAAAUGUAUUAAAGUAUUUAUCAAUUACCACCGAUUUAUUAAUUUUGGAUUAAGAAACUUGGUCUCUUGUACCGUUGAAGACUAUUUGGCAUCACAUAAUUACGUACUCAGAUUGGAUCCUGUGGAACAUGAUCAAAGUAACAAUAGUGAUGGUGACGAAGACAUUAUGGAAGAUUACACAAACGAAAACCAAUCAUUUGAGACCCAACUUCACAAUUCCAAAAUGGCCAUCAAUUUGCAAAAUACCACUGCCAACCUCCUUACAGAAAAAAUGACACAAUUAGCUUAUGCCAUUGAUUCAGAAUUGAGUGAGAAAGACGAAGUGAUAUUAAAGUAUUUCAAAGUGUUGAGCCAGAUUAAUCAAAUCAAACUCGAAUCACAAAGAAAGAUAUUGUCGUUUUUUAAAUUGGAUCAUUUGAUUGAAGAAUUGGAACAAAAUAAAGAUGAUAGUCAGCAACAGCAGCAGCAGGUAACAGAUGAUGAUGAUCCUACUUCAGUUCAUGGCAAUGAUUUGCAUCUAGAUUUUAAACGUGAUCAUAUUCUCCAAGAAGAAAUAUACCGGUUGAUGAACGAUUUGACAUAUCAGGAGUUGCAUCAACAGGAUGAAUUAGAUAAAGUUGAACAUAGUUAUCGAAUGACAAAGGAAAGAUUACACGAAAAGGUGUUGGACGCUUCGUCUUUUGUAAUUGAUCAAACCCACCAACAAGGCAAUGUGCACGAACAAUUAGAGUUAGCCAAGCAACUACAAGUGGAAAUAAUCAAAAGAAAGAAACUUGUGGAUGAGAUUUCUAAAUUAACCAAAAAUGUUCCUUUACCGGAAAAUCCAAAUGCUAAAACCAUCAUCGAUACGUAUCCAAGUACUGAUAAGCUAUAUAAAUAUUGCAAAUUAAUUUCGUUAAGCUGUGGAAUUCCAAUGGAUGAAAUUGAAACUUCGAUUGAUGCUAUGGAAGAAUCAUUGGUCAAAAAAUAA
This is a messenger RNA of Candida albicans SC5314, 2559 nucleotides long. RefSeq names its product transcription factor (gene MBP1). NCBI's taxonomy places the organism in Eukaryota, Fungi, Ascomycota, Pichiomycetes, Serinales, Debaryomycetaceae. The record is from RefSeq and is a predicted model, not a curated record. Gene Ontology annotation, cellular component: SBF transcription complex; MBF transcription complex. The transcript has a single exon. The coding region runs from base 1 to 2559 and encodes 852 amino acids. Gene Ontology annotation, molecular function: protein binding; transcription regulator activity; DNA binding.